Molecule: messenger RNA, 2150 nt
Organism: Helianthus annuus (common sunflower)
Lineage: Eukaryota; Viridiplantae; Streptophyta; Magnoliopsida; Asterales; Asteraceae
Product: DEAD-box ATP-dependent RNA helicase 37
Exons: 6
Coding region: 151-1890 (579 amino acids)
Cellular component (GO): nucleus
Molecular function (GO): ATP binding; RNA binding; RNA helicase activity
Source: RefSeq, a predicted model, not a curated record
CCGUCACCGGAGUUUUCUCUCUCUCUCUCUCCUCCGCCAUGAAAACCACCUCAUCACCUCCCCCUUAAUUAGGGUUUGUCAUCUCCACCCCUUUUAACCUCCACAGUCCUCUUCAUUUCUCCACCAUUUCAAUCCAAUAUCCACGUCAUCAUGUCAUACUCCUACGGUCAAAAACCCCCACGUCAACCGGGUCGACCCACCUACCUCCCACCCUACCAACGACCCACCCACAUUCCCGAUCAAACCAGUUCUAGAAUCGGUGUACGACAACACAACUAUCAUCAUCGAACAAACCCUAACCAGUACGACACCGUUUUACAAAACUUUAACCAAAUGAAACUUACUGAACAUGAACAACAAGAAACCACCAACACGGGUAUCAAUUUCGACGCGUAUGAAGACAUACCCGUCGAGAUAACCGGGUCGGACGUACCCAAACCCGUUAACACCUUCUCCGAAAUCGAUUUGGGGCACGUGCUUAAUGAUAAUAUCAAAAACCGGUGUAAGUAUGUGAAACCGACGCCCAUACAACGUCAUGCGAUUCCGGUAGCUUUAGCUGGUCGUGACUUGAUGGCGUGUGCUCAGACCGGGUCCGGUAAAACGGCGGCGUUUUGUUUUCCGAUUAUUAGUGGGGUCAUGAAAACGACGUCGUCUCUGCCGUCGUACGGUCGUCGGGAGACUGUUGCGUUUCCUCUUGCUCUUGUUUUGUCUCCCACUAGAGAACUUUGCUGUCAGAUUUUUGAAGAAGCUAAGAAAUUCUGCUUUCAAACUGGUGUGAAAGUUGCUGUUGUUUAUGGUGGUGCACCAGUUUAUCCUCAGUUGAGGAAUUUAGAAAGGGGUGUGGACAUUUUAGUUGCUACACCAGGAAGAUUAACCGACAUGAUCGAAAGAUCAAAAGUUUCGCUUGCGAAAAUCAAGUAUUUGGCUCUAGACGAAGCCGAUCGAAUGCUGGAUAUGGGAUUUGAACCCCAAAUCAGAAAGAUUGUCGAGCGUUUGGAUAUGCCGCCUUGUGGUCGUCGACAAACAAUGCUGUUUAGCGCAACUUUUCCGACUGAGAUUCAAAGGAUGGCGUCCGAUUUUCUUAAGAACUACAUAUUUCUGUCCGUCGGUCGAGUUGGUUCCAGUACUGAUUUGAUCCUGCAAAAGAUUGUGUUUGUUGAGGAUUCGGAGAAACGUGACUAUUUACGCAAUCUUCUUCAUGAUCAGAAAGCAAAAGGAAAUCUGGGGAAGAAUGCAUUGACUUUAAUCUUUGUGGAGACUAAACGAAGCGCGGAUUCUUUAGAAAAUUGGCUAUGCAGGAUGGGUUUCCCCGCUACCGCAAUCCAUGGAGACAAAGUCCAAUUUGAAAGGGAAAGAGCCUUGCGGUCGUUUAAAAAUGGUGCAACUCCAAUUUUGGUGGCUACUGAUGUUGCGUCAAGAGGACUGGAUAUCCCUCGGGUUGCUCACGUGAUAAAUUUUGAUCUGCCACGGGACAUUGACAGUUAUGUUCAUAGGAUUGGGAGAACCGGCCGGGCUGGUAAAUCUGGUCUAGCAACUGCUUUUUUCAAUGCUAAGAACUCAAUCGUUGCUAAACCGAUUUCUGAGCUUAUGAAAGAAGCUCAUCAGGAUGCACCGGGAUGGCUUGAUCAGUACGCUGAAAGUCAUUCGUCUUCUAGCGAUUAUCGUCGUGGUUCUAGCAAAUUUGGCGGUCGGGAUUUCAGGAGUGGUAAUGAUGGUUCGUAUGGGAAUGAAGAUUAUGGCACGACUGCAGCAUACGGUGGGAAUGCAGAUUAUGGUGGUACUUCUUAUGGCGGUUAUGACGAUUAUGCUCCGCCGAUUGUGGCUGCGGGCGUUUCUGAUUCGUAUGGUGGUUUUGGCGGCGGUGGUGGUGGAUAUAGUGGUUGGGACUAAAAGUAAUUUGACAGUCGUUGUGCCACUCUCUUAUGAGCUAUGACUUGAAGAAAUGGUUAUAUAUUUUGGUUUAGGUUUAAUUAACUUUUUGCUAACAAAAAUGAAGAUUGGGGGUGGGUGGUAUAGGUGAUAUUAUAUAGAUGGUUUAUUAAGCUACAUUUUACAUUUUGAUGAGUUGACUUUUGGGUUGAAGUAACAUAUGUAAAGCUUGAACAAGCAUAUGAUGAUGAUCUUAAAAUUGAUGUUUCUUUUGGCUAUUA